Molecule: messenger RNA, 1365 nt
Organism: Nerophis lumbriciformis (worm pipefish)
Lineage: Eukaryota; Metazoa; Chordata; Actinopteri; Syngnathiformes; Syngnathidae
Product: E3 ubiquitin-protein ligase RNF115-like
Biological process (GO): ubiquitin-dependent protein catabolic process
Cellular component (GO): nucleus
Molecular function (GO): ubiquitin protein ligase activity
Source: RefSeq, a predicted model, not a curated record
GCGACGUGUCCCGGCUCAGUGACACGGGUAAGACGACGUCUGAUACGAAACGACCGCUGUCACUUUAUCUGACGUGAUGGCAGCAGACAUUGGCGGGCUGUUUGUUCGCCGACCAGCGUGUUAAAUAUACUAUUUACUACUAUCCUUAAAAGGGCAUCCAAACGUCAGGGGGGAAGAUGGCGGAGGCCGGAGCGGCGACACUUCUGCACCGAUUCUUCUGUCACUGCUGUAAGCGUGAAACACAGCCCACACUCCCGGACUUUGUCUGCCCGAGUUGCAAGUCCGACUUCAUUGAGGAGGUAGCAUACGACUCCAGACUCCUGGAGAACAGCCCAUCAGAGAGCAGUGAAGAUUCCAACACAUUGUUCUCAGAAUUAUGGCAGCUGCUGUUUAUGGAGCGCUCCGCUCUGCUGUCGCACCCGCCGUCCUCAGAGUCUGAACUUGACGACAGCGAGCAGUUACUUAGCGGCCAAAGUCGCCUCCCUCUAGUAUCACCAGGCAAUGCUGAGGUCAGAGAACUACAGUUGCUCUACCAGCCUGAGGAGGAGAGGUCACCCCGGCCUGAACAGAGGCCUGAAGUGGAAGGGUGUGUGACAUGGAUCGUGGAGCAGUUUUUGGCCGACCUGUUUACGAGCAACAGAAACCCGGGUGCUGCACCAGUUGCCUUUUCCAGCAUGCUGCAGUUGUACUCCAACCCAGCAGAUUAUGCGUGGGGUCAGGGAGGCCUGGACACAGUCAUCACAGAGUUGUUAGGACAGUUGGAGAACACAGGUCCACCCCCUGCUGAGAAGGACAUGAUCUCAUCCCUGCCCACAGUUUGUAUCUCUAAAGAGCAAAAAGAGUGCAGACUGGAGUGUACAGUUUGUAGGGAGGAGUAUUCAUCUGGAGAACGUGUCAAGAAGCUGCCGUGCCUCCAUUACUUCCACAGUGAAUGUAUAGUACCUUGGUUAGAGCUGCACGACACCUGCCCAGUGUGCCGGAAAAGCCUGGAAGGUGUGGACAACAGCCUGCUCCCCCAAGCGUCACCGUCUCCAGAAGGUCGCUUCAUCAGCACAGAGCAUCAGUAGAGGCAAGCCAUCUAAAAAUUCUCUACCUCCUUGAACUGUCACUUCUUUUGCACAUCUUUGCCAAGGAGUCCUUGUUUCCUACACACCACAUUGCUCAGCAGUCAUCUAACACAACGACAACAAUAAAGCGCUCGUAUUUCCAAGUGCAGCCAGUUUUUACGAUUCCUGGAUUUCACAGAUUGGCAAUUAAGACUUAUCAAUGAUGACUUUGGAUAAGACAGGAACAUUGCCCAUAUUUUCCACCUGAUCUCAAGCAGAAUCACACUCUUCUGUUUGUAAAGCAAUUAUUAAAGUAACG